ACUUCCGCCCCGCAGUGUUGCUCGGCGGCCGCCCUACUUCCGCCCCGCAGGGAGAUGAGCUGGCGGCGGGGGGAGCACUUCCGGGGCAGGGGGCGGCCCGCGGCGGAGAUGGAGAGAAUGAAACUGCCCCCCCGGGGGCCCAUGGAGCUGCCCCUCUCCAUGCUGGAAGUGGGCUGCGCCGGACGCUUCGAACUCAUCACCCGCCCGGAGGGGCCCGAUGGGGACACGUUCCCCCUCUCCACGCUGCCCCACGGGCUGCCCCCCUCCGCCAUGGCGCUGGCCUCGGAGCUGGAGCGGCGCGUCCUGGCCAGCCCCGAAUGGCUGCCCCUCCACCUCUUCGACAGGGCCCCCAGGGUCUGGCUGCGGGAGAAGGACGUCUGGUCGCUGCUGGAGACGGACCCCACCCCCGUGCACUCCACGCUGCAGACAGAGCGGGACCCCACCACGGGCCGGAUCCUGGCCUUCAGAGAGGUGAGCGCGCCGGCCCGGACGCCGGG
Molecule: messenger RNA, 497 nt
Organism: Gopherus evgoodei (Goodes thornscrub tortoise)
Lineage: Eukaryota; Metazoa; Chordata; Testudines; Testudinidae
Product: helicase SKI2W-like
Exons: 4
Source: RefSeq, a predicted model, not a curated record